AGAAAAUCGAUUUUUUUGUUUGAGUAGAAGGAUUGGGAUUUUAUCUGUUGUAAAUUGUGGGUUGGAUUCAUUGGAGCCGAAGAGUUGGAGUGGCCAGACGCCUUAAACAUGUAUGCAGGACGAAAAAGAAGAAAACCAGUGCAAAGGACGGUGAAGCAGCCCCCAGCUGAAGGGGUGAAGUCUAACCCGUCCAAGCGUCAUCGAGAUCGGUUGAACUCUGAGCUGGACCGGUUGGCCAGUCUCCUUCCGUUUCCAGAGGAGGUCACGAGCAGCCUGGACAAACUCUCCAUCCUGCGGCUGAGUGUCAGUUAUCUACGUGCUAAGAACUUCUUCUCUGUCGCUCUGAAAAACCACAGCUCCAAUGGUUUGUCGGCAAACAACAGUAACCAUGACAACAUUAAAGCAACAGGAUUGGUUGACGGCUGGCCGCAUGAGGGAGAGCUCCUACUACAGGCUCUCAAUGGCUUUGUGUUGGUGGUCACUGCUGAAGGGAUCAUUUUCUACUGUUCUCACACCAUCCAGGAUUACUUAGGAUUCAACCAGACAGAUGUGAUGCAUCAAAAUAUGUUCGAACUCAUUCAUACUGAAGACCAGCAGGCCUUCAGACGCAACUUGCACUGGGCCUUGAACCCGCCUCCAACCAGCACGCAGACAGAAGAAUCCCCACAAGACGGAGAUCCUGCCCCAAGUAUGUCGCUGGUAACGUGCAACCCUGACCAGCUGCCUCCCGAGAACUCCUCUUUCCUGGAGAGAACUUUUGUUUGUCGUUUCCGAUGCCUCCUAGACAAUUCUUCAGGAUUCCUGGCCCUGAAUCUUCAAGGACGUCUGAAAUUCCUGCAUGGGCAGAACAGGCAACUGGAUGACGGAGGCCAAAUGCCGCCCCAGCUCGCCCUGUUUGCCAUAGCGACACCCCUACAGCCUCCUUCCAUAAUGGAGAUCCGAACCAAGAACAUGAUUUUCAGAACCAAACACAAGUUGGACUUCACCCCUAUGGCCUGUGAUGCUAAGGGUAAAAUCGUUCUUGGCUACACCGAGGCAGAGUUGCGAGUUCGAGGUUCUGGGUACCAGUUCAUCCAUGCAGCUGAUAUGCUGUAUUGUGCUGAGAACCAUGUCAGGAUGAUCAAGACUGGAGAAAGCGGCCUGACUGUGUUUAGACUGCUUACAAAGGACAACCGCUGGAAAUGGGUACAAGCUAACGCUAGACUCGUCUACAAAAAUGGCAAGCCUGACUACAUCAUUGCCACCCAGAGGCCGCUUGUAGAAGAAGAGGGCGGAGAGCAUUUGAGGAAGCGAUCUAUGCAUCUUCCAUUCACCUUUGCUACUGGAGAAGCUCUGCUGUACCAAAUCAGCUACCCCAUGCCAGGCUUCCCUGACACCCUUCAAGGCAAAAGCAAGAACAACAAAACCAAAAAGAGCAAGGUGGACAAAAGUUCAAAGGAUGAUCUGGACCCAAGUUCUCUGCUGGGAGCCAUGAUGAGACAAGACGAGUCUGUUUAUGUUUGCCAACCUGCUAUGGAGCCUAGAUUGUCAUUCCACAGUAGCCUCUUCAGUGAGCAAGUAGAGACUAAUACCUUCUCUUCUUCUGUCGAAAAUGAAAGUUGGAAUCCAGCGCAGAAUCGUGUAACUGCAGUUUCCAAACAGGAGCCAUCAAGUUUUGACCCACUACUGGCAACAUUAGACUCUCUGUCCCUGGAAAAUGAGGAAAGCUGCUCCAACAGUGAGCUAUUCAUUGCCCUGGAAAACCUUGGACUCAAUGCAGAGGACCUAGAAUUGCUGCUUCUGGAUGAUAGGAUGAUCCAGGUAGAGAUGGAAGCGGAUUACGUCCCAUCUCUGAACGAUCUUCUCACCAACAACGAAAUCCUUUCCUACAUCCAAGACUCACUGGAGAACCGGAUCGAGGACUCAAAGGAUGCUCAAAACCCUGCUGUGGCAUUAGAUUCUGUUGAACCCCCUGAGCCAUGUUCUGCUUCUGAGUCAGCUUCUCAGAUUACUUCAUCCAUGCCUGAUCCUCAUGUACCUUUCUGGCCACAAAAACAGAUAACACCCAUAGUUCAUCUCUCACAGCGUAUGCAGCAACAUCUCAAUGGCCAGUCAGUUUGCCACAAAACUGAGAGAUGGAUCCAGGCACCAAUACCUCAGGUGUCUACAACAGACUCUGAGACAACUACAUUUACCCAGCAUGAUACUUUGUUGGUAAACCCGGUACCAGCUGUACACAAUGGCCACUGGGUCUCUGAACACAUACAAGUGAACUUGAACUCUCAACUUGGUGACAAGAUAACAGGAACUAGUAAAGCACAAUCACAGCAAUGGCAGCACAACCAGUUGCUUGACCCAUUCCAGUAUAAACAAAAAACAGCUGUGGGUAGUGAUACCCCUCCAAACGGGGUCUACAAUGAUCCCCAGUGGCAUGGAUACAACUUCACAGACCAGUUGGUCACAAAUGGACCAUGUUUUCCCAAUGGCCAGUUGGCGCACACACAAACAGUGGGUACACAUGUUGAUUACAAUAUAACCGACAAUUCAGGGGUGGAGUUUACGAUGAACAUCAGUACAGCUGGGGAUGUAGGUCAGUUUCAGGGAGCCAUGGCCUCGUCUUCAUCCUAUCAGCAGGGUUAUCAGAAACAGCAGCAGCAGCCAAAGGUCGCACCCACUUAUUACGCCUCCUAUACCAAACAGAACUCCUCUCUGGAGCAUAUCCUGGGAUUAGCCCCACCAAUCCUUCCCUCGUUGACAGAUUAUAGCUCGGAACUGACCCAUGACGCCACCCACAGUAAGAUGGAGACGGGCUUUAUACUCAACUCCGCUAGUGUGGCCUACACAGGAAGUUGUUUGGUCCCCAACGGCAAUGCAGUGGCCACACCUGGCAACAGUCCCCACCCCCUUCCUGAGCCACUCCCACCUCCCCCAGACCCUCCGACCACUGGUUUCUACCUCUGAACACACUCAAUACAGAUCCGUCCGAAAAGAUGCCAUCAAUCAUGAGAAGACUGUCAAAUAAAUAAUAAAAAAGACA
Sinocyclocheilus rhinocerous is the source of this 3016-nucleotide messenger RNA. RefSeq names its product aryl hydrocarbon receptor-like. The transcript is spliced from 12 exons. Gene Ontology annotation, cellular component: nucleus; aryl hydrocarbon receptor complex. Gene Ontology annotation, biological process: regulation of transcription by RNA polymerase II; xenobiotic metabolic process; response to xenobiotic stimulus. Lineage: Eukaryota; Metazoa; Chordata; Actinopteri; Cypriniformes; Cyprinidae. The coding region runs from base 109 to 2940 and encodes 943 amino acids. The record is from RefSeq and is a predicted model, not a curated record. Gene Ontology annotation, molecular function: nuclear receptor activity; protein dimerization activity; transcription cis-regulatory region binding.